Molecule: messenger RNA, 647 nt
Organism: Oryzias latipes (Japanese medaka)
Lineage: Eukaryota; Metazoa; Chordata; Actinopteri; Beloniformes; Adrianichthyidae
Product: gamma-crystallin M2
Biological process (GO): visual perception; lens development in camera-type eye
Molecular function (GO): structural constituent of eye lens
Source: RefSeq, a predicted model, not a curated record
GUAGAGCAUCAGUUUGCAGGAACAACAGCAACAACUCAUCUACAGCCAACAUGAGCACCGACAUGGGCAUGAGAGGAAAGAUCAUCUUCUACGAAGACAGGAACUUCAUGGGACGUUCCUAUGAAUGCAUGAGCGACUUCUCCGACAUGUCCUCCUACCUGAGCAGGUGUCACUCCUGCAGGGUGGAGAGCGGCUGCUUCAUGGUCUACGACCGUCCCAACUACAUGGGGAACCAGUACUUCAUGAGGAGGGGCGAGUACGCCGACUACAUGAGCAUGUUUGGUAUGAGUGACUGCAUCAGGUCCUGCCGCAUGAUCCCCAUGCACAGAGGAUCCUACAGGAUGAGGAUCUAUGAGAGGGAGAACUUCGGAGGUCAGAUGUACGAGAUGAUGGACGACUGCGACAACAUCAUGGACCGAUACCGCAUGAACAACUGCAUGUCCUGCAACGUGAUGGACGGCCACUGGCUGAUGUACGAGCAGCCCCACUACAGAGGCAGGAUGAUGUACAUGAGGCCCGGGGAGUACCGGAGCUUCAUGAAUAUGGGCUGGAGCGGCAUGAGGUUCAUGAGCAUGAGGCGCAUCAUGGACUCCUGGUAUUAAAUGUUGAAAUCCUAAUGCCAAAAACAAUAAAACUGCUCUAAUCUA